Phycodurus eques (leafy seadragon) is the source of this 4790-nucleotide messenger RNA. RefSeq names its product CDC42 small effector 2 (gene cdc42se2). Gene Ontology annotation, biological process: regulation of Rho protein signal transduction. The transcript is spliced from 5 exons. Gene Ontology annotation, cellular component: plasma membrane. Gene Ontology annotation, molecular function: small GTPase binding. The record is from RefSeq and is a predicted model, not a curated record. Lineage: Eukaryota; Metazoa; Chordata; Actinopteri; Syngnathiformes; Syngnathidae. The coding region runs from base 297 to 527 and encodes 76 amino acids.
CCUGUUUCUUUUUUUUUUGCUUUUAGGGUUUUUUUCUGUCUUUUUGGCAUUCUCUACCCCUGCAGUCGACAGUAGCGUUUGAUUCGGAAAAACAAAUCAUCGUCUGGAGGGGGUUCGUUGCACUGGGCGGUCGCUUCUCAUAGCAAAAGCUUGUCCUGAAGAGACCCGUGGCGAGACCGCCAUCAGUUUCCACUGUGCGUUUGCGGCUCUGCUGACAUCAGACAGGAAGACACACGACGAGUGGCGGCUCAACUGAAACAGGAAACUGCUACAGCGGCGGCGUCACUUGCCUCGGAAUGACUGAAUUCUGGGUUUGUUUUAGCUGCUGUAUUGCGGAGCAGCCACAGCCUAAACGGAGGCGACGAAUCGACCGUUCCAUGAUCGGCGAGCCAACGAACUUCGUCCACACCACACACGUCGGCUCGGGUGACAUGGGGCUGGGAUUACCUUCGGUGGACCUGAUCCAGGCCCAAAUGAAAUCCAAAGGCGGCUACGUACACGGCGGCUCUGAAGGCUCACAAUUAUGAGGCCUUCAGUGUGGUGGCAACUACUACUAUUGUUUAUAGAAGGACGCAGAUCACAGUCCUUCAUGGACGCAGGACCAAAAGAUAAAGUACUGGUUUUCCAUAAUGUAUAUAUUUUUAUUUUUCAUUCCUUUUUUUUUUUUUUUUUUAUUGUUUUUACGAAAGCACUGCUAUCCAUUUGCUGCCAUGCUGUUGCACUGUAAAGAGUACCAGUUAAAUGAGUAGAGAGGAGGAAGAGGAGGCUUUAUUUAGUACGUUCAUCUCAGUCCGACGUAUGCCUGUGCGGGUGUGUGCGUGUAUGUAUGCAUGAGGAAAACUAUGUCGCUCUCGUAGCCCACAUGAAUGCCUGUAUUUAUUAUCGCAUUUGCAAACGGACCUCACGGUGGCUGGGCCACGCUGAAGACGUGGAACCUUAUGAUUCCGUUUUUUUUUUUUUUUUUCUCAGAGGUUAGAUAAAGUACAGGUGGAGGUAGCACAGCAAAAUGUUGGUAUUUGUUUUGUCUUUUUUUAUUCAGAGAAGUCUCAUGAUCCUCUGAGUCAUCUUCAGGGUUGAAGAUUGCUGUUUUCUACUAAACUUGAAUUGAGUCGCGUACACUGGACCAUAUACCAUGUACACUCACGCCUGCUUAGGAAUUACGCUUUUAAAAAAAAAAAAAAAAAAAAACAUUUAGAUUAAAUUAAUUUUUAAUAAACUAUGAACUCCCUUAUCUGUCAUGUUCUUAUUUUUUUUAAGCAGAGGCCAUAGUUGUUUCUACUAGAUUCAUAGUUUCAGAUGCAUGUUUUUGAAAUCCAGGAAAUAUCUAAAUCUGAUGAACUUGGAAGUAUCCCCACUGCACACGAGUUAGUGUGGUCAUACUCCACACGGAUGCCAGUGUUCUCUCCCUCUGUUUGGACCUACUUAAUAUCCUUUUGUUUUCUCCACCAGGGAGUUUUUUUCCAUCCCAACUAUCACAAUAAAACUACACACAGAGGGGUGGGGCAGGGGCCAAGGAAGAAAAUGUUUGUGUGGAUCCAGGAUAUUUGUUUUACAUAUUCUCUCUCUUUCUCUCUCGAGAUAGAUGGAUAGAUAUGUAUUUCUUUAAAUGACAACAUUAAAGCACAUAAGCGGGGUUGGUAUCAAUGAACCAGUACAUUUAAGUGCUGAUCCAAAUUAGGGUUGUUCAGCGUUUACUAAUAUUUGCGCUCUACUGAGUGCCAUGGUACCAUAUUUCCUCAAGUAGUGGCUGAAGGGUGUCUUAUUUACUCAACGGCAAAGAUUACUCGGUAUUUAUGUGAAUCUAUUUGUUUUACCAAGUGAUUUGUUGCCUUUUCAACCCAUGACCUAAAAUGCGGUGUGUUACAACAGAUGAUUUUUCUUGAAGUCAAAGAUGGGCAACCUUUGGCCCGCAAGUGUAUUUGAUUCAGCCUGACGUGCAAUUUUAAAGCUGCACAUGUUAAAGCUACAAGCAACGAUGACCAGUCCAAAACGAAAGUUCGAUUCAAUGUGAGUACAGGUCGUCCUGGAUCUACGGCAUAGUUCCGUUCUUAAGAAACCGACGUAACCUGAAUUUGAACGCAAUUCAAAACACCUCGCCUCACUAACUAAACAAUGUGGCCUUAGAAUAGUUGCUUUCAUUUUUGUAUUUCCAUUGCGGAUUCUCUGUGACUGUAGUACGGGGCAUCUUUGAAUCUCGUCAGGGUGGGACCUUCACAUAGCAGACAUUUUGUACAUAUUGGACCAUGUGGAGGUCUUUUAUUGUGGAUCGGCAAAAUUUGCCACAAUGAUCUGACCAAAACUCAAUGUUUUGGCAAUUUAGUGUCAGCCAUGUCUACUCUACAAAUGUAAAAUCUGGUAGCAAUUGGAUAAAAUAGCUAGUAAGAUUUCCAUCUUUGGAAGAAAUUUACCCUUAAAUGACCACUUUCAUCCCUAAUGGAAGACUUCCUGUAUCUUUUUUCAUCUGGCUUUUUGAAACUAUUUUGGUGGGUCCACUCGUGGUAGACAUGGCUGCAAAAAUCUCAAGGUUGCUAAUGCUAAGUAUCACUGGCAUUGGGGGGGGGCUGACUUUUGGAGGGGAAAAAAAAAUCAAAUGACUCUAAUGAGGCAAUAUUUGGGGUUUCACUCUGCUGCCAUGCUCCACCCACCCACAGUAACGAAUACUCCAUAUUUUGGCAAUUUGGCAUUGUCAAUGUGUCUAGUAUACGAGGAUAAAAAUAAAUAAAUUCAUCUUCAUAAAAAUCCUACAAAUGCCCAAAUUUACUCUAAAAUGGCUCAUUUUAACCAAAAUGACAUACUUCCUUUUUGUGCAUGUCUUCUUGAGACAUUUUGGGGGUUCUACUCUUGACCAGCAUGUCUACAAAAUGUCGUGUUGUUAACUGAGACUGGCUUCUGUUUUUUCUCUAUCUGAAAAUGAAGCCUUAGUCAAGGUGGAGUGAAUAAUGAACAGUUCUUAAUACUAAAUACCAGUGAGUGUUUACACAAAGCCCUCAGGCUUCUGCUGGGAUCGGGACCGAAAUAUGAAAAAUAAAUAAAUUCAGGGUACGCUAACGAGCCAAUUAUUGGGGUCUCUUCAACCACUACCAGAUGCAAAUUUCACCUGGAUGAACAGGCCUGGCAAAAAAUUAACAAUAAUGUCAAAGAAACAAAACAAUUUUAAGAGGGCCUUUGCACCAUUCUCAAAUAAAUGUGACCCUAAUCGAAAAAGGUUCCCCACCAAUAGUUUAAGUUGGCGACGCACCCAGCCAAUUUAAAAAAAAUGUUUUUAAUUGACUCAAUAUUGGAGCGGAGGCCACUGUUUGAGGAAAUAUGCUAGUUUUGUCAGGCUCAAGCUACUGAAAGCCAUGCAGCCUCAUCAUGGACCUACAAUCACAUCCAGCCUCUUAUAUUUGUCGUCGUCUUACUCCUGUACAUUUGCUUCGCAUUGAUUGUCGUAAAGUUGCUGCGGGUUCGGUUUCAUUGGCUUGGCCUUAAUGAGAGCAGCUACGGUAUGAAUGUUAACCAAUGUCCACAUUCUGUGCACCGUUGCUCCCCCAGAUCUAUUAAAUGCAUGCGCUUUUGUGUGUGUGUGUGUGUGUGUAUCACCUGUGGUUGAACACGUGUCCAUCAGAAUGUAAUUGUAUCAUAAAGCCAGCAAAAACAUGUUAGUCUGUACCAGGCAAUAUAAAAAAUAUAUAUACCAGCCAGAGUCUUUAUAUCAAUUCUAAAAGAGAUAAAAUUGUCCCCGAGUUGGUUACCCCAGGAAAAAAAAUAAUCUUAUGGUGAUGAACAUUUCCCAUGAUGCUUUGCAAACCCGUUUGUUCUUAAUUAAACGUUCAAGCUAUGUAAGCAUUUAUUCCUGUUCAAUGUUUUUCUUGUGUAAAUUGAUCUGAAUUUGUUUUUCCUCCCACUCUGCUGAAUUAGUGCAUAUAAAAAGUCUACACACCCCUGUUCAAAUGCCAGACAUUCUUAUCAUUCUUGUGACAUAAAAAGAGACCAAGAUAAAAAAAUGUUUUAAACCUUUUCCAUCAUUUAUGUGACCUAUGACCUUUACAACUCGGUUGGAGAAGAAAAACAUAUUUUUGAGAGGAAGUAAAAAUAACUAACUGAUGUGGUUACACUAGUGUGCACACCCUCUUAUAGCUUGGGAGGUAGCUGUUUAGAAUUAACCAAUCAGAUUCAAACUUAUGUUAAAUGGGAGUCAGCAUACACCUACCACCAUUUACUUGCUUGUGUUGCAACGUGACUACAAAAAUGUCAGGAAAAGCAAACUAGAAUAUCGGAACUUUAUUUGGCAUUAAUCAGAGGCACUUUAAAAGUUGAACACUCCAGUUAUAAGACGGUGUGCACACUUGUGCAAUCACAUUAUCUCAUUUAUUUUUACUUUUCUGAAAAGAUUUUUUUUUCAUUUUGCAAUUGAGUUGUGCAGGGUAGGUCACAUUAAUUGUGGUAAAUGUUUUAAUAUUUAUCUUGGUCUCGUUUUUUUAUUUUGUAUCACAAAUUUGAAUGGCGCUGUUGUAGACUGUUUCUAUCCACAGUGCAAUACAACUUGUGAACAGCAAGAUGUGCUAGAGGAUUAGUUGAAUGCCAUUUUUUAAUCCCCUUUUGAGUCAGAACUUUUAUUGUUUCAUGCUGUAAAUCAACAAUAGGAAAUAUACAUUUGUUUUAGUUACAAUAUUGUAUAAAUUUCAGGGUUAGCGCAGUGUUUUCCCCCCAACUAAGGCACUGUAUGACAUGUUCCUUCCAAAAAGAAAAAAGUCCAUCCUUUCUUUCAUUUCUGCAAUGGGAAAUAAAUGUCAUGUAUUGAUGUUUUA